AUGGAGUCGGUCGCCGCGCAACACGGCAGAAUGUCGCUCGACGAAAAAGCCAUUGCAGAGUCAGUGGCGAAGAGCAGCCGAAGCAGCGACAAUGGCAAUGUCGAAAUUCCAUUCUGCUCUAAACAGAGCUACACGACGAAGAUGGACUGGCGAUUAAUUCCCAUCCUUGGCUGCACCUACACAAUUCUGUUUCUUGAUCGUACCAAUAUUGCCAACGCCAGGAUUGAGGGUAUGGAGAAGGGUUUGAGUAUGCCAGCGAAUGGCUACAACACCGCAUUAUGGAUUUUUUACAUUCCAUUCGUCCUAGUCGAAGUGCCAAGUAACAUGAUAAUGAGCAUGCCACGCGUGAGGCCAAACAUCUUCCUUGGAAUCAACAUGCUCGUGCUUGGCGUGGUAUCGACAUGUCAAGGUUUGACGGCUUCUUAUGCUGGACUUCUCGUAUGCCGCUUUCUGAUGGGUAUUUUCGAAGCGACCCUGCCCGCAGGUGCUGCCUUGCUUGUUGCAGAAUACUACACCCGCAAACAGGCGUCUCUGCGCUAUGCUAUGUUCUUCACCUUUGGUGUCUUGGGCCCUUGCGUAAGCGGUCUCCUAGCAUACGGUAUCCGCAACAUGGAUGGCAUCCAGGGCAAAGAGGGUUGGCGGUGGAUCUUCAUUUUGGAGGGGAUUAUCACCAUCGUAAUCUCUUUCCUUGUUUUCCUGCUCGUUCCAGACUUUCCUGAGAAUACCAAAAUUCUCACUUCCGUGGAAAGAGAGCACCUGCUGGAGGUGCUGCGCCAGGACAAGGGUGACCAGAAAAUCGACAUUAAGGGAACAAACUGGCUCAAGGUGAUUUGGUUGCGCUUCCCAUUCAUCCUGUGCGGCAUCAUGUCUGUCUUGGUCGGCUGGUCCAUCAACAUUGCGUAUUCCGAGCGUGAGGGCGUUUCUGCCGCCGUACGCUACUUCAGCUUGUUCGCCAUGAGCUCCGGAACAUUUAUUCAGAUGACCAUGACUACCUCCUGGCUCGCUAACAAUCUUCGCGGACGCGCGAGCCUCGCGGUCGGCACGGCAAUAAUCCUGGGCAUUGGCAACUGCGCGAACUUCGUCUCCAGUAACGUCUUCAUCAAGCACGAAGCUCCGUACUAUCCGACAGCAUUCAGGACAGGUAUGGGCCUCACCAUCGCCGGCGCGGUAUUUUGCUUAGCUUAUGUUGGGCUUCUGUGGCGACACAAUCAGAAGCUGGCGAGAAAGAGGAGUCAGGUCGGCGGCAUGGACGACCAUAAAGAGUACAUGUACCAGUACUGA
This is a messenger RNA of Parastagonospora nodorum SN15, 1281 nucleotides long. RefSeq lists its product as hypothetical. Gene Ontology annotation, cellular component: plasma membrane. The record is from RefSeq and is a predicted model, not a curated record. NCBI's taxonomy places the organism in Eukaryota, Fungi, Ascomycota, Dothideomycetes, Pleosporales, Phaeosphaeriaceae. Gene Ontology annotation, biological process: transmembrane transport. Gene Ontology annotation, molecular function: transmembrane transporter activity. The transcript is spliced from 5 exons. Bases 1 to 1281 code for a protein of 426 amino acids.